This is a messenger RNA of Meloidogyne enterolobii, 722 nucleotides long. NCBI's taxonomy places the organism in Eukaryota, Metazoa, Nematoda, Chromadorea, Rhabditida, Meloidogynidae. The record is from the annotation of a GenBank genome assembly.
AUGGGUGAUCGAAAGGCAGUUAUUAAAAAUGCCGAUAUGACGGAGGAAAUGCAAACUGAGGCGAUUGAUUGUGCAACUCAGGCUCUUGAGAAGUAUAAUAUCGAGAAGGACAUUGCUGCCUAUAUCAAGAAGGAAUUCGAUAAGAAGUUCAACCCGACAUGGCAUUGCAUUGUUGGGCGCAAUUUUGGGUCAUAUGUCACGCAUGAGACCAAGCACUUCAUCUACUUCUACUUGGGCCAAGUUGCCAUUCUUCUCUUUAAGAGCGGUUAGAGGGUUAAAUAAUUGGAAAGAAGUGAGAACAUAAAAGUAAAGAAAAAUGAAAAGAAAUCCGACCCUAUUUUUCUCAAUAUCAUCAUUUUGAUUGAUCAUAUACUUAUUUUAAUGUUAGUUGUUUUGUGAAUAAAAAUAUUUCUUUUCUUUUUCGUUUUUUAAGCAUUAGCUUUUUGCUGAUAAUUUUUAAUUUUUUUGAGAUUUUUUGUUAGAUUUUGAGGAUUAAUUUUUUGGUAUUGUGACUUGUUGGUGGAGGGGAUUUUUGUUCGGCCGAGCUAUUGCGUAUUUGAAUUUCUGGCCCAAAGAUCAGCCUACUCCCUUCUCGCCCUCCACCAUGGUUUUUGACCAUUUCGAGCCCUAUAACUCGUUCCACCGCGGACCUAUCAUUUGCAUAUUUAUAUUUCCUCACAAGUUGCCCCUAUGGAUUUCUUUCUUCGUUGGCCUAUAUCUCG